Messenger RNA from Microthlaspi erraticum, 1677 nucleotides. NCBI's taxonomy places the organism in Eukaryota, Viridiplantae, Streptophyta, Magnoliopsida, Brassicales, Brassicaceae. The record is from the annotation of a GenBank genome assembly.
AUGGCUCUCACAAAUCUCUUGGCAACCAGAAAUGCCGUCAAAUUGGAUGGCGUAAGCUUCUUCUCCGGCAAACCAAACCACUUCUUGUCUCGUCGUUGGUCACAGAGGACGAUUCAUAGCAGAGUCCAAACUUCAUGUUGUUAUCGUGAGACGUCGUUGAAAGCUAACGUGACGCCGUUUAUGAUGCCUGAGACAGAAACAAGUAGUGAUAGUGAAGGAAUUGGAAUCGUCCGUUUCUUAAAAGGGAAAAGCUAUUUGGUUACAGGGGCAACAGGGUUCCUUGCUAAAGUGUUGAUAGAGAAAUUGUUGAGGGAAAGUCCUGAGAUUGGGAAGAUCUAUAUUCUGAUGAAAUCCAAGGAUCAAGAGUCAGCCAACAAGAGACUCUAUGACGAGAUCAUAAGCUCGGAUCUGUGCAAGGUUCUAAAGCAAAUGCACGGUAGCUCUUACGAAGCCUUCAUGAAGAGCAAGUUGAUUCCAGUAAUUGGAGAUAUUGGAGAAGCCAAUCUCGGUAUCGAAUCUGAAACAGCAGACAAGAUUAGUGAGGAGAUUGAUGUCAUUAUAAGCUGUGCUGGUCGUACAGCAUUUGACGACAGAUACGACUCUGCCCUAAGUGUCAAUGCUCUUGGACCUGGCCGGCUCUUAAGCUUUGGAAAAGAAUGCAAGAAACUUAAUCUUUUCCUCCAUUUUUCAACUGCUUACGUGACUGGUAAGAAAGAGGGAACAGUAGUAGAGACUCCUCUCUGCAUUGGAGAAAACAUAACUUCUGACUUGAAUAUUGAAUACGAGCUGAAACUAGCUUCAGAAGCUGUAAAAAAGUUCCAUGGCAGUGAAGAAAUCAAGAAACUGAAACAACUUGGUAUGGAAAGAGCUCAACACUAUGGAUGGGAAAACACUUACACGUUCACAAAAGCCAUGGGUGAGUCUAUAAUUCAGAGCAAGCGAGGAGAUCUUCCGGUAGUGAUAAUAAGGCCAAGUGUUAUCGAAAGCUCUUACAAGGAGCCUUUCCCUGGCUGGCUCCAAGGAAUAAGGAUGAGUGCUCCAUUAAUCUUGGCCUAUGGAAAAGACCAGAUUUCUCACAUGUUGGGAGACUAUCAAUCUCAUUGUGACAUAAUACCUGUGGAUAUGGUUGUGAACGCGACAAUAGCAGCCAUGGCAAAGCAUGGUUGUGGUAAUGUCCCAGAGCUUAAAGUUUACAAUGUCACUUCUUCUUCUCAUGCGAAUCCCCUGCGAAUUGGCGAGUUAACGGACCUUUCUCAGCAAUAUCUGCGUGAAUUUCCAUUGACAAAGUCAAAAACAGUGAAAGACUUAGGGCGUAUGACAUUCCACAGUUCCUUAGAAGGUUUCACCUCCUCUGUAUCCAAUACAAUAUCAAAACAGGAAAGGGUGAUUAACAAUGAAGGAGGAGAAGCAGAGUCGCAUACCACACUGAGCAUCAAGGGAAAGAGGAAGCUUCAGUAUUUUGUGUCCCUAGCAAGAACAUAUCACCCUUACUUGUUCUUUCAAGCUCGGUUUGACGACAGCAAUACAAGAAGUCUGAGUAAGGAGUUGUCAAUGGAAGAGAGAAAGAUGUUUGAUUUCAAUGUGGGAGGCAUCGAGUGGGAGCAUUACAUUGUCAACGUUCAUCUUCCAGGUCUCAAAAGGGAACUCUUCCGAGAAAGAUCCAGUAAAAUAGAGUGA